Molecule: messenger RNA, 1413 nt
Organism: Verticillium dahliae VdLs.17
Lineage: Eukaryota; Fungi; Ascomycota; Sordariomycetes; Glomerellales; Plectosphaerellaceae
Exons: 2
Coding region: 1-1413 (470 amino acids)
Biological process (GO): basic amino acid transmembrane export from vacuole
Cellular component (GO): fungal-type vacuole membrane
Source: RefSeq, a predicted model, not a curated record
AUGAGGAAAAAGUCUGCUUCUGCCUUAAGCCUUACCACUUUGCUCGGCACGCGACACUUUGCUCGGCGCGCCACCCAGUUCCGCAGAUGUCAAUUGAGUCACGGCCGACGCCAUUCUUCCCUUUGCUUGUUCUUUUCUUCCCCCAUCUUCGUCUUGUCGGGGUUCUUUGUUACAUCUAGGCGGAUCCCGGGAACCAUUCGCCCCCCAAGCACCAGACUGCUCGCCCCUCCCCACCUCCCUCUGGUGCACCCUCUUACGAACGCAUCGUCACCAACUGCCGCCCUCAUCGAGCUGUGCGCUACGACCACGGCCAGCCGCCUGUCGAACAUGUUCUCCAUGGCACCUCCCACGGCGCCGUUGCACCUCGACGUCGAGGCCAUCUCGGGCAUAUGUGGCUCCAUUUCCAUUGCCUGCUGGGUCGUCGUCUUUUCGCCCCAGAUCCUCGAGAACUUUCGCCGCAGCAGCGCAGACGGACUGUCUCUGCAGUUCAUCAUUGUCUGGCUUGCUGGCGAUGUCUUUAACAUUCUGGGCGCCGUCCUGCAGGGCGUUCUUCCGACCAUGUGCUUCUACUACCGCGGCUUCACCUGGAAGGACGAGGUCGUGCCGCCGGCACCGAAGCCAAGGCCCGCGCGCGUCCCCGGCCGCGAACGCGACAUGCUCAACGAGCGCACCACACUGCUCGACCACGCCGCCGCCCACCGCGAGCGCCGCGGCUCCGACUGGUCGAACCUCUCGCCAGCCGUGCCGCUGCACGACGGCCCGCCGCCCGCGACGCCGGCGCAGCCGACGCGUCUGCAGACGGCCCUCUGGAACGCCGUCGCCAUCCUCAUGGUCUGCGCCGCCGGCGUCCUCGGCUGGCUCCUCAGCCGGCGCUACUCGCCCACGCACGGCGCCGGCCACGACGGUGACCACGACGGCGACCACGACGGCCACGACGACCACGGCGCCGACCAGCAGCUCGGCUUCAACUUUUGGGGCCAGGUCUUUGGCUGGCUCUGCGCCGUGCUGUACCUCGGCUCGCGGCUGCCGCAGAUCCUGCUCAACUACCGCCGCAAGUCGACCGAGGGCGUCAGCAUGCUCUUCUUCCUCUUCGCGUGCCUCGGCAAUCUGACGUACGUGCUGUCCAUCUUUGCGUACGACCCGCACUGCGGCCGCCACGGCUGCGCGCCGGGCCGCGGGUACGCGCGGUACAUCCUCGUCAACCUGUCGUGGCUCGCUGGCAGCAUGGGCACGCUGCUGCUCGACAUGGGCAUCUUUGUGCAGUUCUUCCUGUACCGCAAGGACGAGGACGAGGACGACGAUGAGUACGAGGGCGACGACGAGGACGAGGAGGAGGCUGAUGGGCACAGCAUUGACCAGGACCGGUGGGACCAGCGCCCGCUUCUCGCGCGGGGGGAUACGUCCUACCCUUAG